This is a messenger RNA of Colletotrichum spaethianum, 252 nucleotides long. RefSeq lists its product as uncharacterized. The record is from RefSeq and is a predicted model, not a curated record. NCBI's taxonomy places the organism in Eukaryota, Fungi, Ascomycota, Sordariomycetes, Glomerellales, Glomerellaceae. Bases 1 to 252 code for a protein of 83 amino acids. The transcript has a single exon.
AUGUACAUAGUAGUUUUACGUCUCGUCGAACUCCCUUUUCUCUGGAGAACGACAUUUGACCCCCAACCCCGUGAGCGGCAGCAACAGCAGCAGCAGCACGAUUACGAGAACCAGCGUCUCGCCGCCAACCGCCCCUCGCCUUUGUCCAAGUAUCCAUCCUUCUUCGCUCUUCUCUCCACUGGCCUCUAUUUUAGUAGCCACCCUGGCUCACGCUCCGGGCCAACGACCGACCGGCCGCCCGGUGACCGCUGA